AUGUCGUCUUCUUCUUCGACCCAAAUAUUGGCAGAGUACGCGAAAUCGAAGAGGUCCUCCUGCAAGAAGUGCUCGAAAGCGAUCGACGCUAAGGCUCUGAGGCUGGGCUUGGUCAGCAGAGACGCGCGCGGUUUCGACGUGACCAAGUGGCACCACUUGGAUUGCUUUAACUUCGGCUCCGAGUCGGUUGCUUCGGUCGAGAAAAUUAAAGGGUUUCAGUCUUUGGAGAGUAGUGAUCAGGAAUCUUUGAAGAAAUUGGUGGCAGCCACGGAUAAAUCUCGAGGGGAGGGUUCAAAUGAAAGUACACACGUGGUUCAAGGAAAGGAAAGUUCUCAAGGAAAAAGAGUUCAUGAAGUAGAUGAAAAUGAAAAUGAAGAAGAGGAAAGGAGCCUAAAGAAAGAGAAGUCAUCUAAAUGUGAUGGACAAGCUAAGCUGGACAUAUCCUUUACAAUUUCUGAUGUGAAAGACAAGUACAAGGAUGCAACUCUUUCACCUAAAUGGAAGGCGUUCCAAACAAUCAUAUUUCUUGAACGGGAUGAUGGACUACAUGAUUCAAGUAAAAUUGCUGCUUUUGAUUUUGAUGGAUGUCUUGCAAAUACUAAUGUAAAGAGGGUAGGUGCUGAUGCUUGGUCCCUUAUGUAUCCUUCAAUUCCUGAUAAGCUACAAAGCCUGUAUGGGGAUGGCUACAAGCUGGUAAUUUUUACAAAUGAGUCCAACAUUGAGCGCUGGAAGAACAAGAGACAAGUAGCUGUGGACUCAAAAAUUGGUCGGCUCAACAACUUUAUUAAGAAAGUGAAGGUCCCAAUUCAGGUUUUCAUAGCUUGUGGCCUUGGAAAAUCUGGUGGUCAAGCAGAAGACCCCUUUCGCAAACCCAAGCCGGGGAUGUGGCAUAUAUUGGAACAACACUUCAACUCUGGCAUUUCCAUUGACAUGGAUCAAUCCUUUUAUGUUGGUGAUGCAGCUGGGAGAAAAAAUGAUCACAGUGAUGCUGAUAUUAAAUUUGCGGAGGCUGUCGGUUUAAAAUUUUAUGUCCCAGAGGAAUACUUUGGUGUUUGA
This is a messenger RNA of Prunus armeniaca (apricot), 1056 nucleotides long. NCBI's taxonomy places the organism in Eukaryota, Viridiplantae, Streptophyta, Magnoliopsida, Rosales, Rosaceae. The record is from the annotation of a GenBank genome assembly.